This is a messenger RNA of Arachis stenosperma, 1726 nucleotides long. RefSeq names its product UDP-glycosyltransferase 87A1-like. The coding region runs from base 28 to 1491 and encodes 487 amino acids. Lineage: Eukaryota; Viridiplantae; Streptophyta; Magnoliopsida; Fabales; Fabaceae. The record is from RefSeq and is a predicted model, not a curated record. Gene Ontology annotation, molecular function: UDP-glycosyltransferase activity. The transcript has 2 exons.
CUCCAUUCAAAGAAGAGCAUAAUCGUCAUGGGAACUAUCCACGUGGAAUCCAAAUCCAUGUGCCACGUGGUGGCAAUGCCGUACCCUGGAAGGGGCCACGUAAACCCCAUGAUGAACCUCUGCUCGAUGCUAGCCACAAGAAAACCAGACAUCAUAGUAUCCUUCGUGGUCACCGAAGAAUGGCACGGUUUCAUAAGAAACGAAGCAAAACCCGACAACGUUCGUUUCGCCACGAUUCCGAACGUUAUUCCCUCGGAGCUUGAUCGAGCGAAGGACUUCCCUGCUUUCAUGAAUGCGGUUUCCACCAAAAUGGAGGGUCCCUUUGAGGACUUGUUGGACCGCCUUGACCCUCCGGUCACCGCCAUUAUUGCUGACACCAAACUGGUUUGGUCCAUUGGUGUUGCCAACCGGAAGAAUAUUCCGGUGGCUUCGCUGUGGCCCAUGUCCGCCACGGUUUACUCCUUGCUCUACCAUUUUGACAUGCUCAAGGAGAAUGGUCAUUUUCCCAUUCAGAUUUCAGAAAUUGGAGAUGAAGUGGUGGACUACAUCCCCGGAAUGAGCCCAACACAAAUUAGAGACCUUCCAACAGUGCUUCAUGGGGAGGACCUGAGGCUAUUGGAGCGAGCAUUGAACACUGUAAACUUAGUUUCAAAAGCCCAAUGCCUUAUGUUCACCACAGCCUAUGAGCUUGAACCCCAAGCAGUGGAUGCUCUAAGAUCCAAAUACAACAUUCCUGUCUACCCUGUGGGCCCAAGUGUCCCUUUCUUCAAACUCAAGCCCAAAAACACAACUUUGGCCCAAUCCAAUGGUGACUCUUUUGCCUCUAAUGCCAACCUAAUUAGCAAUGGUCAUGCUCAUAAUCAUGAGGAGGAACAAACUCCUGAGUACUUCAAAUGGCUAGAUUGUCAGCCUGAUGGUUCAGUCUUAUACAUUUCACAAGGAAGCUUUCUUUCAGUUUCAAGUGCUCAAAUGGAUGAAAUUGUUGCCGGGAUUAGAGAUAGCGGAGUGUCCUAUCUCUGGGUGGCACGUGGCGAAACUACGAAACUUAAUGGUUGCCUUGGGGAACAAGGUAUUGUGGUUCCUUGGGUUGAACAACUUAAGGUCUUAUGCCACCCGGCUAUAGGCGGGUUCUGGUCGCAUUGCGGCUGGAACUCGUCUUUAGAAGCUGCUUUCUCCGGGGUGCCAGUGCUCACAUACCCUAUAUUUUGGGACCAAGUGCCCAACAGCAAGAGGUUUGUGGAGGAUUGGAGGGCAGGAUGGAGAGUGAGGAAAAAGAUUGGGAAGGAGAAUUUUGUGUCAAGGGAAGAAAUAUGUGACCUUGUGAGAAGGUUUAUGGAUGGUGAAAAUAAUGAGAUCAAAGAAAUGAGGAAAAGGGCUUUGGAGCUUAGGGAGGCUUGCCAAAAGGCUAUUUCUCCUGGUGGAUCAACUGAGACCAAUCUUGAUUCUUUCAUUGAUUAUGUUUCACAAAUCCAAGCCCAAGAUAAAAAGUGAACAGGCCUGAUUCUGAGAUUCAACCUUUGAGGCCCAAGCCCAUGAUUCCAUGCAUGAGUUAAGGGAAUUAAAUCUACCACCAAUAAACUUACUUGAAUGCGAUAUAGAAACUUAUAUAGUUCAAAUAAAGAAUUCAUCUAGCUAGAUUCUAGCUAGUUGAGGAUUUAUAAUGUUUUUAUUUUCUUUUUAAUUCUUGUUUAAGAAAUCGAUCAAUGUAUGGGUUGAUGUACUAGUG